Messenger RNA from Purpureocillium lilacinum, 717 nucleotides. RefSeq lists its product as uncharacterized. The record is from RefSeq and is a predicted model, not a curated record. Gene Ontology annotation, molecular function: sugar-phosphatase activity; beta-phosphoglucomutase activity. NCBI's taxonomy places the organism in Eukaryota, Fungi, Ascomycota, Sordariomycetes, Hypocreales, Ophiocordycipitaceae.
AUGGGAUCCCAGCCGAGUUACUCGUUGCCGGCCGAGCAGGCCUCCUUCUCAGGGUUCCUGUUUGACAUGGACGGCACCAUCAUCGACUCCACGCCGGCCAUUGUCAAGCACUGGCACACCAUUGGAAAGGACAUUGGAGUUGAUCCUGAGACGAUCCUCCAGACAUCUCAUGGGCGGCGCAGCAUAGACGUCCUCAAGAUCCUUGCGCCGGAAAAGGCCAACUGGGAGUACGUUGCCAAGGUAGAGGGACAGCUUCCGCAGCGAUAUGGAGACGACGCCACGGAAAUUCCUGGGGCGAGGUCAUUACUCGAUGCCCUGAUGGCCCUGUCCAGCCCCUGGGCCGUCGUCACGUCUGGCACCAAGCCGCUCGUCUCGGGCUGGCUAAACGUUCUCAAGUUCGCCAUGCCGGAGCACCUGGUGACGGCUGAGUCGGUGGAGAACGGCAAGCCGGACCCUGCUUGCUACCUCAUGGGCCUCAAGAAGCUCGGGCUGCAGGAUGCAGCCGGAGACGUGCUGGUGCUCGAGGACGCGCCCGCGGGCAUCAGGGCGGGAAAGGCCGCCGGGUGCAAGGUCAUCGGCCUCGUGACGAGUCACACAGUCGAGCAGGUCGUUUCCGCAAAGCCCGACUGGGUGGUCAAGGACCUCGAGUCCGUCAGGGUCGUCGGACAGGCCGAUGGCAAGGUGACGAUUGAGAUUUCCAACGCCCUGCAACAAUGA